Dibothriocephalus latus is the source of this 498-nucleotide messenger RNA. The record is from the annotation of a GenBank genome assembly. NCBI's taxonomy places the organism in Eukaryota, Metazoa, Platyhelminthes, Cestoda, Diphyllobothriidea, Diphyllobothriidae.
AUGGUCUGUCUUGAGCACUACCAGGCUCGUUCCUGCUGCUCUGUGGAGGAUCAGGUGAUGCUCUACCGGUACGGCCUCGACGAACUUUCCGAUUUCAUUGAGCGUCCACAGGCUCGUCUGCAGCAGUACUCCGAGUGGAAGUCUCGUGUUCUUCAGGGCACCCAGAGUGUUGCUGUUGGCUGUAUGCCAGAAGGAUCGGAGAAAACCCGACUGGAACUCUCCAGUCCCGGCUCUAACACCAAGGCCGACCUUGAAAACACAGCACUGCAUAAGCGCGAAGAGGGAGAGAAAGGAACCGAAACCUCGUUGUCCGAAGCAGGCCAAGAAGAACAACCCCAGGAGGACUCCAAACCCGCAACUGAACCUCCUUCACCAAUCUUCAGUGGCCCUACAGAGGGCCUUUCAGUCGCUGUUUGCAAGCCAUCGGCGAGUAGACCUUCACUCUCUGACAUUCAGAUGUUCAUUCUGUAUCCUGCUGACAUCAGCCUUCUUUGCUAA